AUGGAAGGGUUAGAGAGCAUGAACAUCUGGAGGAUUGUCAACAUGCCAGCAAAUGUACACUGGGUAGAUUCAAAACUAGUCCUCAAUGUCAAAAUGGAUGCCAAUGGAACACCCUACAAAUUUAAAGCCCAAUUCUGUGCACAAGGCUUCUCACAGAGAGAAGGAGUGGACUAUAUGGAGAUAUUCACACCCAUAGUUCCCCACAAUGCUAUCUGUGCAGUGCUUGUAAUCACUGCAAAGUUUGACUGGGAGAUCAACUCUAUUGACAUAAAGCAGGUGUACCUAAAUGCAAACCUGGAACACUACAUUUACCUCAAACCUCCAAAGGAGUGA
Molecule: messenger RNA, 333 nt
Organism: Ustilago hordei
Lineage: Eukaryota; Fungi; Basidiomycota; Ustilaginomycetes; Ustilaginales; Ustilaginaceae
Exons: 1
Coding region: 1-333 (110 amino acids)
Source: RefSeq, a predicted model, not a curated record